AUGGUUCACUUAGGCCCCAAACCUCCUCAACAUAGAAAAGGUACAUUCACAGAUGUUCCACCAGAAUUAUUAAAGGUGGUGAAAGACUUGGAACAAGAAUUUUCAGUUAGUGGUGAAACAUUGAGAAAAAUUGUUGAUCAUUUCAUUACUGAAUUAGAUAAAGGAUUAUCCAAGAAAGGUGGUAAUAUCCCUAUGAUUCCUGGUUGGGUUAUGGAUUACCCCACUGGUGAAGAAACAGGUGAUUACAUUGCCAUUGAUUUAGGUGGAACAAACUUGAGAGUUGUUUUGGUUAAAUUGGGUGGAAAUAGAGAUUUCGAUACCACUCAAUCAAAAUUUCCCUUACCAGAACAUAUGAGAACUGCCAAGAGUGAAGAACUUUGGUCAUUUAUUGCUGAUUGUUUGAAAAAAUUUGUUGACGACCUUUAUCCAGAAGGUUGUAAAGAACCAUUACCUUUGGGUUUCACAUUUAGUUACCCUGCAAGUCAAAACAGUAUCACUGAGGCCGUAUUGCAAAGAUGGACCAAAGGUUGGGCAAUUGAAGGAGUUGAGGGUAAAGAUGUUGCUCCAAUGUUGCAAGAUGCUAUAAAGAAAGUUGGUGUUCCAAUCAAAGUAGUGGCUAUUAUCAAUGAUACUGUGGGAACUUUGGUUGCAUCAAGAUAUACUGAUCCAGAAGCCAAAUUGGGAUUGAUUUUUGGAACUGGUGUCAAUGGUGCUUACUACGAUGUUGUCAAAGAUAUUCCAAAAUUGGAAGGUAAAACUGCUGAUGAUGUGGACCCGGAUUCACCAAUGGCUAUCAAUUGUGAAUAUGGAUCUUUUGAUAAUGAGUUGGUGGUUCUUCCAAGAACUAAAUAUGAUGUUAGAGUUGAUAAAGAAUCCCCAAGACCAGGCCAACAAUCAUUUGAAAAGAUGAACUCAGGAUAUUAUCUUGGUGAACUUUUGAGAUUAGUAUUGUUGGACUUGACUGAAGAAAGACACCUUAUCUUUAAAGGACAAAGUUUGGAUAAAUUGAACGAACCAUACAUUUUAGACACAUCAUUCCCAGCCAAGAUAGAAGAAGAUCCAUUUGAAAAUUUGGAAGAUGUUGCCGAAUUAUUCCAAGCUCAAUUGGGUAUUCAAACCACUGUUGCUGAACGUAAAGUGAUUCGUCGUAUUGCUGAAUUGAUAGGAGAAAGAUCGGCAAGAUUAUCAGUUUGUGGUAUUGCAGCAAUCUGCAAGAAAAGAGGUUACAAGACUGCUCAUUGUGCUGCUGAUGGAUCAGUUUAUCAGAAAUAUCCUGAAUUCAAAACCAGAGCUGCAAAGAGUUUAAGAGAUAUUUUUCAAUGGCCAGAUGAUUUGAAAGAGGAUCCAAUUGUUAUUGUUCCAGCUGAAGAUGGCAGUGGUGUUGGUGCAGCCAUCAUUGCUGCAUUGACUGAAAACAGAUUGAAAGAAGGUAAAUCCGUUGGUGUUAGAAAGAAUUAA
Molecule: messenger RNA, 1458 nt
Organism: Lodderomyces orthopsilosis Co 90-125
Lineage: Eukaryota; Fungi; Ascomycota; Pichiomycetes; Serinales; Debaryomycetaceae
Gene: HXK2
Product: hexokinase 2
Exons: 1
Coding region: 1-1458 (485 amino acids)
Biological process (GO): intracellular glucose homeostasis; glucose 6-phosphate metabolic process; glycolytic process
Cellular component (GO): cytosol; mitochondrion
Molecular function (GO): glucokinase activity; ATP binding; D-glucose binding
Source: RefSeq, a predicted model, not a curated record